Messenger RNA from Botrytis fragariae, 993 nucleotides. RefSeq names its product putative dienelactone hydrolase protein. The transcript is spliced from 3 exons. The record is from RefSeq and is a predicted model, not a curated record. Lineage: Eukaryota; Fungi; Ascomycota; Leotiomycetes; Helotiales; Sclerotiniaceae. The coding region runs from base 1 to 993 and encodes 330 amino acids. Gene Ontology annotation, molecular function: hydrolase activity.
AUGGCUGAAGAGACGGCUACCAGAGCUCCAGAGAGCGAUGCUAUGGAGGACUCAAAAGAGGUUCCUCAAGUCGAACCAAGCCCGAUUCCAGGGGAUACUCCAGCGCAAAGCGGUGCGAGUUUGGGUGAGCACUGUGUAAAGGAUAGACCAACACCUGCCGGACAAAGUUCAUCUGGAGAAACUACACAACUUGGAGGGGUCGACGUUUACAUUUCCAAGCCCAGCGAAUAUCCUCAUGCGCCAUCGAAACUCUUACUACUUCUUACGGGUGCUACAGGCAUGCAUUCUGUCAAUAAUCAAAUUCAAGCCGAUAAAUUCGCUGGUGAAGGUUUCCUCGUUAUCAUGCCGGACAUGUUCCAUAACGACCCAUUGCCUGGUUCCGUAACGUAUGCCGAAGAUAAGGAUCCUUCUUUGAUUGAAAAGUUGAAGAUGCACGCCGCGGAGACAGCAAAGAGUUUCUUGGCAGACAUGUGGCUCGCAAGACAAACACCCGAAAAGAUUCUACCGAUUAUCCAUAAAGUUAUCGAAGCCGCAAAGGACGAGUUCGCAGAUGCAGUAGCGAAUGGUGGAGGAAUCUAUUCUGUCGGCUAUUGCUUAGGUGGAAGAAUGACUUUGUUACUUGCAGGCGAGAAAUCAGAUGCCGUUCACUGGGGUCAACAACCGGCGAAAGAUGAGGAAGCCGCCGUUGAAAAGAAAGGACCGUAUAUCAAGGCUGGCGCAAUCGCUCACGCAACAUUAGUCGGCAAGGAGGAUUGGGAAGGAACCAAAGUUCCACUGGCAUUUGUUUGUGUCGAAGAUGAUCAAUUGUUUUCCGAUGACGUUCAAGAAGUUGGGAAGACAUACCUGAAUGAGAACAACAUCGAACAUGAAUUUAAGACAUAUUCGGGAGUUCCUCAUGGGUUUGCCGUAUUUGGUGAUUACGAGCAAUUGAACAUCAAGCAAGCACAAGCUGAGGCAUACGAUCAAAUUUUGGCAUGGUUGAAAGCACAUUAA